Kluyveromyces lactis is the source of this 5091-nucleotide messenger RNA. It is a transcript of the gene URB1, whose product is annotated as Urb1p. Gene Ontology annotation, biological process: maturation of 5.8S rRNA from tricistronic rRNA transcript (SSU-rRNA, 5.8S rRNA, LSU-rRNA); maturation of LSU-rRNA from tricistronic rRNA transcript (SSU-rRNA, 5.8S rRNA, LSU-rRNA). NCBI's taxonomy places the organism in Eukaryota, Fungi, Ascomycota, Saccharomycetes, Saccharomycetales, Saccharomycetaceae. The transcript has a single exon. The record is from RefSeq and is a predicted model, not a curated record. Bases 1 to 5091 code for a protein of 1696 amino acids. Gene Ontology annotation, cellular component: nucleolus.
AUGAAUAACGACGACGGCUCCAUGUUAGGGACCAGAAAAAGGAAAUGGAAACAGAACCUUCCAAGUGUUAGUAAUGUGAGCAGUGGUUUAUUUGAUGACCUGCAGAUUCUUAUCAACGGUAUUGAUUUACUCAAUGUUGAUGUUUCCAAUAAUUACCGCCCUGUAGCUGAGUUUUUCCAAAAGGGACUUGCUGUGCAAUGCACACAAGGUUGGUCAUAUUAUGCACAGGUGAAUGAACAUGCUAAGUUUGCUGAAACUACUAUAAAGCUCAAAAAACUAAUUGCCAUUUUGAAUUCGAAUACCAGUGUUGUGCAAUACGGAUCCGUUAUUAUCCGUGAUAUACUUAAUAAUUACUGUAAAGUUCUUUACAGAGGUAUCAAUAAUCUGCGUCCUUCGAUAACGAAUUCAGUAUUUGGGUUAAUGACAGAGAUUGUACAGUUUAAUAAAGGCCAGUUCGUUGAUGAAUUUUUGUCAUAUUUCGAUUUGACGUUGGUAGCAUUGUUGAAGGUUUUGAAUCCAAGAAAGCUUGAUAACCCAGAUAUUGAAGCUACUAGGAAAUCAACUCACAUCUCUAUGAGGUCCAACUUCGUUAAAUUUUGGAUAACACUAGUUAAGAACGCACCGGCGGUACUAAGGAAGGAUAUUCUCAGUGACAAUCAGAAAAUUAUGACCGCGUGGGUUAAGAAUAUGGUUAAAAUGGACUCUGUUGAACUUAUCGAGGAAUCUCUACAUCUAUUUAUUGAUUGCAUUCUAAAAGAAACGAGUUUUAGGAAGAUGACCAAGAGUAAGAUUUUAAAUGAGUUCGUUGUGAAUAGGUUGCAUGAGUUUUACUAUUCUCCAAAUAAAGCCAUUGUUUCCUUGAUAGAUGAAUUCUUUCAAAUCUAUGGUGGCGAUACGGACUUUGGUGUCGUAUUUACCGACAAAACUUCUUGGUUUGAGGAUAGUUCAAACUUGAAGUCAGGCGUUCCUGUGGUAAUUAACCAGAAGGUAUUCAAGUUACACAACAAGUUAUUAUACACCACAUUAACAUUUUUUAAGCCAUGGGAAGAUGAUACACAAUGUAAUACAGUCAUAAAAAUUUUAGGUAACGUCCCAGAGUUGGUGGCUCCUUACUCAACGUACGUGUCAUCUAUGGGAUCACAUGACCCAAAGAUGACAGCUUAUUGGUUUGGUAUGACAUUGUUUUUGGGUAGAAUGAUCAAUCUUCCCAUUCCAGAAUACGUCGAAACAGUAGAUUCUGAUAGUCUUCCAUCCACAACAAUUGUCGUGGAGUCGAUUAUUCCUUCUACUUUAACGAAAACAGCUCUUACGAAAUGUCUGCAAAACAAAGUAAAUCUAAUCAGACAGAUGGGAAGUCAAUUGUUGGUAUUUUCAUUGAAGAAAUUGGAUAAAGUGCUGGACUUGUACAACGAAAAGGGAUGGGAUAAUUCAAAGGCAAUGCUCUUAAAUGCUUAUUUUUCGUACUUGCCAGAUUUACCCGUUUUGACGACAGUUUUGAAUAUCUUAUACACGGAAUCCCCAACUAACAAAAUUUUACCUUUGUCCUUAACCGUUAUCCUCAAUUACUAUAGUAAAAUAUUCCCAAACUUCUUCAACGUCAAUUUACCAGCUAGCAACAUAUAUGUUGAUAUUAUGAAAAGUGAUCAAUUUUCAGGAAUGGAUUUGGUUAUCCUUGAUAAUUUCAUGAAGUUCCAGGAACUAAAUAACUCCCAAAUCAAGUGGUGGAAUGCCUCAAAUAACGAAAACUCUCUAUUCACAUCGCUUUUAAGGCUCGCAUCUUCGAAAAACGCUUCAUCAAUCGUCACUUCUAGAAUAUCGAAUUUACUAUUCAAUUUGGUACAGUUCAGUAAUAUUUUCAAGAUGAAAGAGCUAAUAAGUUCUCCAAUUUCAGCUUUAAUUAAUAGUUUAUCGCUUUUGUCAAGUACUGGUUCCUCUUUUUCCACCUCGGAGCACAUGAAGAUUUUGAAACUAUUGGAUGAAGCCAUUUCUAGAUGUCAUAAGACUCCGUAUAAGUAUGUUGAUAUGGCAAGGCAAUAUGAGAAUCUAUCACCUUUCCUUUUGACACUUGUUGAACAAUGGAAAUUUGUCCAAAUUGAUAACCCAAAAGAGUCAGUUAUCGUCAAGUGGUUACUUAUAUUUUUCAGAAAUAUGCUGGUGCUAGGAGAGUCUGAAGUAGGUAUUAGAAAUCUACUUUCUAACGUUGAAAGUAUACCUCAUAAUCUUGUCGAAUUGUACUUAUCCUUUACUGACGAGAUCAUUAAGAAAGUAUCAUCUCCGGAAUACCUUUUGUUUUCAAAUGAUUCAACUUCUAGCUAUGAUCACAUUUUGUUGCAAUAUUCCCCGAAGUUAAGCAAAAUGAGCAGAUUCCCUGUGAAUUCUUUUGAUGUAGCUGCUAUUAUUUUCCGUCUAAAGAAAACGAUGUCAGGCAGUUUACUUUCUACGCAGGUACAGGAAACUAUUGAUAACCUAUUGUCCAAGGUGGGUAAUUAUGCAUUAGGUGAUAUGAAGUUUAAGAAACGUGUCGUUAAGAAAAGUUAUUUUUCUCAUUUGUUUGAUGGUGAGUUGCCUAAUAUAGACAGCGAUUCAUUUGACUUAUUCUUAUACGUUGUUAAUGGCCUUCAACAAAUUUAUAGUCAGCUCGAUAUUGAGUAUGAUGAAUUCAGCAAAUAUGCCUUUGAUUUAUUCAAGACAAUUGCUGCUUCUGAAAAAUCACAGCGCAGAACCAUUGCGCUGGGAGUUUUAAGCGAAAUAGUUUCAGCCGAAGAUGUUAUCAAGUGUUUGCAUAUGAUAGAUAAUUAUUCUGAAACGGUUUGUAGGCAGUUGCUUCAAAGAUGUCUAGUAGAAAAUGUCAUUGUUGAUGUUGAGAUCUUUACGAAAAUCCUCGAAGUGGCGACUUCAGAUAUUCAGAAAUUACUUCAACAAAUUCUGGAUUUCAAGCUUGUUAAGAUUGAGAUUGUCGACGUGACUAAAUUAGCUUCAUCUAUUAUCGGAAAAGAAGCAUUUUUUAUAGAGUCUUGUAUGAGAAUUAAAGGGUUGACAAACUCUCUAUCCAACCAGUACUCAGAGAUUCCGGAUCCAACUACCAAGAUUAUAAUUGCGACGCAUUUGCAGAAGGAAACAGAUAGAGAAGCUAUUAUGGAAGCAAUAAACAUAGCUAUGGAAAACUUGAACAGCGCUUCAGGUUAUAAAUUGUCAGCAUCCUUGGCCUUGUUAACCACUCACCACAGCUUAUUGGAUACUGGCAAUAUUGAACAAGCCACUAAAUUUAUCACCGAACAUAAGAUGAAAUAUACAGCAGAUGGUGCAGCCUUCAUCAUGGCUGUAGAUCGUUAUGAGGACAAUAAUGUGAGGACGUGGUUGAACAAGCUUUUCUUAUACAUCACAAAAUACCUUGCUGAAAAACCAGUGUUAUCUGAGAGCUUUGCAAAGAUUCUUGAAACAACUAAGAAGUUUAUGACUAAAUCAUCUGCAGAUUUGUGGAAAUUAGUGAAGCCAUCCAUUCUUAAUGCCCAGCUAGAGGUAGUUUCUUCAAGCAUCUGGGUUAAGAAUGAUGUUUUAAUGGAGUACUAUAAUGUGCUGUUGCUGAAAGCCGAUAAAUCAUCUGUCAACUCGAAUCAGAUAUUACAGCUACUUUUAAACAACGAUUCUCUUGUUUAUUUGAAUGAAAAGGGCUCCAAAUAUAGUAAACUUUUAACUACUUCAGCUCUCUAUCAAUUAUUCUUCAUGGACGUUACCGAAAAUUCAAACAUUGCCCUACAAAAUAAACUUUUAGAAUUCUACAGCGGAUCGAUAACUACAUCAGACAUUCUUUUGCUAUCCAUGUUGGACAAAAUGGAAUCCAUUGUCGGACAAUCAUGGACUAACGAGAUAGUGAGUUGGGAAUUUGUUGAUUCUCUUCGCGAGAUUGAAAUUGAAUUAAUUGGGCCUUUAAAGUUGAUAACAAAGGAGAAAGAAGGGUUGGUUGUUACAAUUAGUAUGAAUGAUAUAUCAAACACUUUGAAUAAUUUUCCUUCGCAUCGCCCAAGGCCCGAUUCGUUCCAAACUGGUACAACAGAAGAAAAAUGGAACAAACUCCAAAACCUGUACAAGGCGGAAGUUGCUUCUUUGGGAGAAAAUCAUUCUACUAUAUACGAUCCAUUGUUUGUUAUGCUAUGUUUGGUUAAUUGUGACGAGUUCGUCAGAAAAUCCUCGGAAGAAGAUUCAUCUAAGUACUUUUACAACGUCAAAAAAUUCGUUGAUAAUAGGAUUUUACAGUUGGCUGUCGCAUCUUUGUCAUUGGAUGAUGAUACGGUGUUUGUUGCUAAAUCUAUACUUGAAGGGCUGUUAUUCUCCAUUGAAGAAUCAAGUCAAUUUAAGGACAGACGUAUCUAUGAGGUGCUUAUUACUAAAAUAUUAUACACUGUAGAAAAACCAUCAUUGGAAAUUGGUGAUAAAAAUUUUACCCCUCUUCCUCCCAUGGUAUGGAUCACAAUAUCCCGUAUUUGUGAUCUUUUGAUUCAACCUUCCUCAGAAAUCUACGAGAAGGCUUAUCGCUGGGUUCUAAGCUCCCCCUUUAUCAAAAACAAUGAAUUGCCAUUGCUACAGGCUGUUUUGUUCACUGAUAACGAUUCAUUUGAUGACUCUGAAAACUUUUACAAAUAUCUGUCAUGGAUUCUACAGACAAUCAACAUGGGUUUAAAGCUGCCAGCUGAUCUCAAAUUACUCAGAGCUAACAAUUGCUUUGAAUGGUUAAUGAAUAUGCAAAAUUCUCCUUACUUGCAUAUCCGUUUGAAGACCUUGAUCCAAGAAAUUUUGUACCGUAUCCAACUAAUUGACGGUGGUGAACCAUUGUUAAUAUCUGGUUAUGCAUCGCUGGCAUAUGGUGACUGUGAAAAAAAUAGCCUCUUAAAGAACUUAGCCGAAAGUGAAAAUACUUGGUUGAAGAAUACCAAAAAUAAUAAGAGCUUCCGUAACAUGCUUGUUGAUAAACAACAGCUAGUCAAUAAUCUGGAAUUGUCCACACGUAGAGUUAUUAUUGCUCAGGAGGAUGAAAGAAUAUCGGAUUGGAUGGACCACGACGAACUUAAUGCUGCCAAAAGAAUUUGUAAAUAA